AAGCUGAUUUAAGAAAAAACACUCGUCUGUCCUGUUCUGGAUUAAAACGUGCUGUGACUGCCUGAGCCAAGCUUGGGGGAAAGCCUGGUGAGAGCAGACUAGGAGCAGAAGACUCAAUCCCUUGUGCAGCUGGACCAUCGUGCCCUCCUUUAAGCUGCCCAAACGUGAGUGCUGGCACAGGGGAGAUGGGAGAUGAAUGAGGCAGGGCAGGACUACCUGCCUUGGUGGCACCAUGGUGACCAUGUAGCCGGCCUGAGGGGCAGAGGGGUCCCUGGGGCGUAACGUUGGCACAGCGGAACUUUGUAGUAGUUUUGGCAGUGCGGCUGGGAGGAAGCGGGUCUGGUUGACACUGCUGCCAAGACAACCCAUGGGAGAAGAAAACGUGGCGGCAGUGUUUGUGACUCCCAUGCUGCCCGUCUACCCAGCAGCCUGUGCCCAUGGCUCUGGGACUUAGUGCUUGAAAGCAAGGGGCUGCCACGGGAAAUGUCUUCAUUUGCAGAGGAGGUAGGUGCAGUGACACUGAAGGGGAUGGGAACACAUGAUGUGCACCCACACCAGUCCCAGAACUGCAAAUCUGUAACGCCUCACUUGAGGAACUGGGCAGCACUGGGCUUCACUGGUGGUAGUGCAGAGCCAUCUAUGCCCCACUGCUAUGAGUGAUGUAGACCAAGGGGCUUUGUCCAAGACACUUAUCUUUGCAGGAGAAUACCCUUGGCAACCGAGCCCUUUGUUGCAAAGGAUUUGCUCAACUGCUGGAAAAUGGAGAGAAAGAGGAAGUGGAAAAGAAAAGAGGCUAGAGGAUUCAGCAGUAAACGUUUUUAGCCCCUUCUGACCCAUUGCCCUGCAGGACUUCAGAAAGCCCAGAUGGUCUGAAGGACUUCUGCAUAACUUUGCAGGUCAUGCUCAUACAGUCCAAAUACCAGGAUGCUGCCACUGGUGAAGAAGCACAGAGAAAGGUCCAAAGUAGUCACCUGCUGACAGGACAUUAGCCUUUUACUCCACAACCAUGUGAAGAGAAUGGCUUUACAGAACAGAAUCCAUACACAGGAUAUGGAUGAUGACUGCAAGGUCCAACAAGUACACGACGCAGAGAGAUGGUCACACAUUUGUAAUAAUCAGGCUGUUAAUCAAUGACUUCCUCUUUAAUCCUGAAAACAAAUUAAAAGUUGUGAAAUGCAGGGAGACGCAAUAACAUGAUCUAAUUUGCAAAGUGGCAAGGCUGAGAGUGGAAGCCCUGACAACAGCAAUGGCUCCAGCAUGGCCAAAGUGGUGGGAUAGUAACUUAGAUUAGUGCACUGUGAGGCAGCAUCCAAAGUGCAUGAAGAGCAAAGUGGUGACCUGCAGACUGUGCAGGGUCCACCUCCUUCUGCAAGCAGGCCAUGCUGAAUUUCCUCCACAUGGCUUUAAUGGGACAAUCAGUGAUGGAGCAUUUGCUUGGAAGACAGAGGAGAGCAGCGAAAAUCAGCUCGUGGCCAUGUGAGGCAUGACCUGACAGAGGUAACCAAGGGAAGGGGAAUGAGACCAGCCUGUUUCAGUUGUUACAUGGGUACAAUCUGGAAAGCCCAUUUAGCCUGAAGGAUGCUCGUGAAGACGAUCUGUACCUGACCCAUGGGGUAUCCAUCCUGUAUCCCUCCCACUUGUUUCCUCUCUCCUCACCCAGCACCCACCCUCCUGGAAAGGGUGGCAAUGAGAUACUGGGUUACGGGACCAGGUUUCACCAGAAAACCAGUUUGCCAUAAAAAGCUGAGUGAUUUUUGCCCUUCAGUAAGGAGGGAUGGCUCCCAGCCAGAAACCGUGUCCUAGAGAGUUCAAAGAGCUGGAGAGAUUGCACCCAGAGCCAAGGGUUUGUGCAAGCCCUAUGUGGGUGGGGUGGCAGCUCAACACACUAUAAGAAGCAUUAGGGAACUGAACAAACAAUGAACGUUGGAGCAGAGUCAGGAGAAGCAAUAUGGGAGAGCUUUGUGUCCGCUCCGUUCUGGUGACUGGAGCCAACCGAGGAAUUGGCCUGGGGUUUGUCCGGCACCUGCUGGGGCUGCCAAACCCACCCGAGUGGGUCUUUGCAGCCUGUCGGGACCCCAAGGGACAGCGAGCACAGGAGCUGCAGAACUUGGCUUCCAAGCACCCCAACCUGGUCAUCAUCCCACUUGAAGUCACCGAGCCCGCCAGCAUCAAGGCAGCUGCAGCCAGCGUUGGGGAGCACCUCAAGGGCUCAGGUCUCAACCUCCUCAUCAACAAUGCUGGCAUGCUGGUUUACAAGACACUUGACAUCGAGACACAGGAGGACAUGUCCCAGGUGUACGCCACCAACACCAUUGGGCCCCUGCUGCUGAGCCAGGCAUUCCUACCCCUGCUGAAGAAGGCUGCCCAAGGGAGCCCAGGCUCAGGGCUGAGCUGCAGCAAGGCAGCCAUCAUCAAUAUUUCCAGCAUUGGUGGUUCUAUCAAGGAAGUCUAUUUAUGGAAAUCUGCACAAUGUGUCUCGUAUCGCUGCAGCAAGGCUGCUCUGAACAUGCUCACCAAGUGCCAGUCCUUGGGCUACCGGGAACAUGGCAUCCUCUGUGCUGCUUUCCAUCCUGGCUGGGUGCAGACGGACAUGGGAAACACAGCCGGAGACACGCCCCCUGUGACAGUAGAUGAGAGCGUAGGAGGGAUGCUGAAGGUGAUCUCCUCCUUCUCCGAGAAGGACACCGGGACCUUUCUCGACUGGGAAGGGAAAGUUGUGCCCUGGUGACACACUGGACCAGCCUCAUGCCCAGAUCCUGGCUGCUGCCCGACCUCGACCACAUUCUCAAUAAACCCUUUUCUGAAUGCAGUGGUGUUGCUGUAUCUGUCUGUGCGCUCGACAGGCUCUGCCACACAUUGUGAGUCUGUGGAGCUGGGCUCCCCAGGGCUGGGGGCCGCAUGGGUGAGUCGGGAGCACAGGAUUCAUCAAGCGAAAUGUCCCAAUGGGUGCCCAGGCAGCUGAGGGCACAGAGCAAGUGGUGGUCAGUGCAGGCAGUUGGGGUGCAGAGCA
This is a messenger RNA of Cygnus olor (mute swan), 3010 nucleotides long. Its product is annotated as C-factor-like. Bases 1949 to 2728 code for a protein of 259 amino acids. NCBI's taxonomy places the organism in Eukaryota, Metazoa, Chordata, Aves, Anseriformes, Anatidae. The record is from RefSeq and is a predicted model, not a curated record. The transcript has 6 exons.